Molecule: messenger RNA, 732 nt
Organism: Juglans regia (Persian walnut)
Lineage: Eukaryota; Viridiplantae; Streptophyta; Magnoliopsida; Fagales; Juglandaceae
Product: histone H4
Exons: 1
Coding region: 87-398 (103 amino acids)
Biological process (GO): nucleosome assembly
Cellular component (GO): nucleosome
Molecular function (GO): DNA binding; protein heterodimerization activity; structural constituent of chromatin
Source: RefSeq, a predicted model, not a curated record
UAUAUCUUCAUCCAAUUGACUACCAACCAUCUGUACGAGUUCAGUUUUUGCAGUGACUUUUUCUUUCUCAACAACUUUCCGGGAAAAUGUCGGGUCGUGGAAAGGGAGGUAAGGGCUUGGGUAAGGGAGGAGCGAAGAGGCAUCGUAAGGUUCUCCGCGAUAACAUCCAGGGCAUCACCAAGCCCGCGAUUCGCCGUUUGGCUCGCAGGGGUGGUGUGAAGCGUAUCAGUGGUCUGAUCUACGAGGAGACCCGAGGGGUUCUCAAGAUCUUCUUGGAGAAUGUCAUUCGCGAUGCUGUGACGUACACUGAGCACGCUAGGAGGAAGACCGUGACAGCUAUGGAUGUGGUUUACGCCUUGAAGAGGCAGGGAAGGACCCUCUAUGGGUUUGGCGGUUAGAUUGUAUACUUGGGGCUUUAAGAUGGUUAGGUCUUAGCGGUGCUUGUAGGUCUUGGCUAUAGAUCAGUUUCCACUGUUCUUUUGUGUUUGUUUCCUGGUCUAUGUGAUUCGAACCUUAAAUUGGAAGUAUUUGAUUUCUCUUUUCUGGAAAGGUAUUUUUUUGGUCGUGGCUCUUGGAAGUUAUUGUUGUCAAUCUGUUUUAAUAUCUUGAAGCUGGGUAAGUUAGGAGUCCGCAAGCUUUUAGGUCUCCUUCAGACUUUUCUGACGUGGUAAAAAGAAUAUAAUCUCUAUGUUAUUCGUCGUGAAUAAUGGUGAGUGAGGUUUUCAUGGGUUA